UGGAGCUCAGCCAGCUCGGACAGAUUGAGAUAAAAUUUAUUUCGUGUGUUAUUAUAAAGUGAAUAAUUCCGUAACAUCGCGCUUUCGAACACAGUUACCCUUUACUCUUCGGUUACAGUACAAAAUUCGGUGUGCAGAUUGUAGUUAGUGCUUCCAUAACAUCCGAUCAGCUUUCACGCGAGAAUUUCUUCUCUCACCAAUUUAUUGUUUUACUGAGUUCUCCGAACAAAAGGCGUAAAGGAUUUGUUUUCAAAUUGCGCACCAGUGUUAAAUGUUUACCUUUCAACUCUUGGAGUUGUUCUAUGUUUACGCCUGGCUAGAAUUUUGAAUCGAUAUUGUAUAGGGGCAUUAGCCUAUUGUUGUGAUAUGAUUGUGCAUAUUUGUCGUACCAACUGACACAUGGACUAAUGGAUAUUUGCUGAUACGGGGGUUAAAGAGAAUUGGCAUUUGUUAAAACCGCAUCAUGGGUCGGUUUACCGGCAAGAAGUGUCGGCUGCUGUCGAUGUUAUGGCUGACCGGCAGCUUCUUCUUCGUGGAGCUGAUCGUGGGCUACGUCACCAACUCGAUGGCCUUGGUCGCAGACUCCUUCCACAUGCUGAGUGACGUCGCAGCGCUUGUCAUCGCGUUUUUGAGUGUUAAAAUGUCACCGAAGAAAUGGUCAAAGAACACAUUCGGAUGGGCGCGUGCGGAGGUGUUGGGAGCUCUGGUAAAUGCUGUGUUCCUGGUAGCUCUGUGCUUCAGCAUCACGGUCGAGGCCGUGAAGAGGUUCAUAGAGAUAGAGAUCAUCCACGACGCGAAGCUGCUGGUCGCAGUCGGAACCCUCGGGUUGCUGCUCAAUAUUGUGGGGCUGUUCCUCUUCCACGAACACGGUGGAAGCCACGGCCACUCGCACGGAGGGGUGCCUCCCCCCGCCAACGUGAGACACCUCACAGAGAUAGUCAACAGCAACGCGGACAUGGCACUAGGCCACAACGCCACAGACAUGGAAGAAACCGAUGAGAUGGUGAAGACUGAGAAGGUGCCAAAUAACAAUAAGGCCCCGCCCAGGCCCAACCAUGAUCCAGGACAUAUGAACAUGAAGGGAGUGUUCCUGCACGUGCUUUCUGAUGCCUUAGGUUCAUUAAUAGUAGUGGGGUCAGCGCUAGUGGUAUGGCUGACGGAGUGGAAGUACAAGUACUACAUCGACCCUGCGCUCAGUAUAGUGUUGGUGAUCCUCAUACUGGCGUCGGUGUGGCCGCUACUGCGGGAGUCGGCGCUGAUACUGCUGCAGACAGUGCCCACGCACAUCCAGGUGGAUGCCAUCCAGAGAAGACUGCUGGAGAAGGUAGACGGGGUACUGGCAGUGCAUGAGUUCCACGUGUGGCAGCUCGCAGGAGACAGGAUCAUCGCCAGUGCGCAUAUUAGAUGUAGAAACCUGUCGGAGUAUAUGAAGAUAGCUGAGAAGGUGAAGGAGUUCUUCCACAAUGAGGGCAUCCACUCCACCACCAUCCAGCCCGAGUUCGUCGAGCUGCCGCUAGAUGGCAAUGAGGUGAUAAGCGGUGCGUCAGCGGAGGCGCCGUGCGCGCUGCACUGCCCGCCCAACGACCUCUGCCACAACGCCACGUGCUGCGGGCCCAACCAGCAGGAACGAAGCACACCCUCGCCGGCCGUAACGCCGUACCUGUGUAGACAGCGCAACAUGGGCUCGCGGUCCGAGUCCGUCAGCUCCAACAUCGGCACCGGCGUUCAAGGACAGGCUGCGAGGAAUCUGGACGCUCUCGAGUGCGGGUCCCUGCUACCGUCGCCGAUGGUGGACGGUAGACUGGCUGUCUGACCGUCGAUCGCACUCAACUCGGCCACGCGGUAACUCCUCACUAACACUACCUCUCAACUGUGAAACACAACCUCUUAGGUUAUGUGCUAUGUCGGACGACUAUAGACAAAAUUACAUGUGAAAACUAAUUCUACAGGUUCAAAACGGAGCAAUAGGAUAUAAUUAGGCAAAUAAGAGAUCGUUUUUCGUACUCACA
Molecule: messenger RNA, 2009 nt
Organism: Pectinophora gossypiella (pink bollworm)
Lineage: Eukaryota; Metazoa; Arthropoda; Insecta; Lepidoptera; Gelechiidae
Gene: ZnT63C
Product: zinc transporter 1-like
Exons: 10
Coding region: 464-1813 (449 amino acids)
Biological process (GO): intracellular zinc ion homeostasis; detoxification of zinc ion; zinc ion transmembrane transport
Cellular component (GO): membrane
Molecular function (GO): zinc ion transmembrane transporter activity
Source: RefSeq, a predicted model, not a curated record